Molecule: messenger RNA, 1356 nt
Organism: Amaranthus tricolor (Joseph's coat)
Lineage: Eukaryota; Viridiplantae; Streptophyta; Magnoliopsida; Caryophyllales; Amaranthaceae
Exons: 3
Coding region: 229-1110 (293 amino acids)
Molecular function (GO): protein binding
Source: RefSeq, a predicted model, not a curated record
CUAAAUUCCAAAAUGUGCAAAAAUGAAGAAAUCUAAACUCACUAGACCGUCCUUUCCUCCUUCACCGUGUACCGCGUUCUACUAAAAUCAACGCUUUAAAAUCUCUCCUCUCCUGUAUAUAUUUAAUCCCUUCUCUCUCUUCCUUUCUACACCCAAAAAAACAAAUAAAAAACAUCUUUUUUUCUCUUUAAAAAAGGAGUGAUAAAUAAAUAAGAAAAGAAAACGAAAAUGUUACUAAGAAGUGCAUCAACUCCAUUGCUGAAUUCAUGGGCUCUGAAUAAUACAACAUCUGGAGCAUCCAUUUCUACUACUUCUUCACCCGAACCCAACAAAUCAAACAUUUCUUUAACGCCGUCGUGUUGUUCUCGAUCCAGAUUGGUCCGAGCUUCUUCUGAGUCGGAUCUACGUCACCUUAGCGUCGUUUCACCUAAGUUAAACCCAUUCGGGUCUGGUUAUGGGUUGGAAUCCGGGUUCGGUUUCGGUUCUGCAUCGAGACUGCUGAUGAAUAGUGGGUUGGGUUUGAGAGAGAGAGUUGUGGAGGAUGAGGAAGAGGAGUGUGAUGUUGUGGAGAGAGAAAAUAUGGGUUUGAGUUGUGAUGGAUCCGGUGGUAUAGGUGGUGGGUUUGACGGCGGAAAUGGGUUCGGAUUUGGGUUUGGAAGUUGGGAUUCGAAUAACGAAAAUGGUGGUGAAAGUACUGAUUUGUAUUAUCAGAAAAUGAUUGAGGCUAAUCCUGGGAAUCCUCUUCUUUUGGGUAACUAUGCCAAAUUCUUGAAAGAGUUCCAAGGAGACUAUGUUAAAGCAGAAGAGUAUUGUGGGAGAGCAAUACUAGCAAAUCCCAGUGAUGGGAAUCUUCUAUCGCUCUAUGCAGAUUUGAUAUGGAAGACUCAGAAAGAUUCAUCAAGAGCUGAAACUUACUUUGAUCAGGCUGUCAAAGCAUCCCCUGAUGACUGUUACGUUCUAGCUUCAUAUGCACACUUCCUUUGGGAUGCCGAUGAAGAUGAAGAGGAAGACAAGGAAGAUAUGAAAAUGUGUAGCAAUUCAAUGCCAUUGCCAUCAAGGUACUUCGAAGGCGUUCCUCCUCUCCCGCCUCCUUUAGCUGCUGCUUCUUGAGGAUAUAUUUGUGGCUUAUCCCUGUUUAUGUCGGUAUUAGUACUAGUCAUGUAACUUUACUCUUCAGCCUUUGUGUUCUACCUGUAUUUGCUAACCUUAAAAUUAAGUAAUUAUCCUGGUUGACCUUAUUAAGCUAUAGUUGUAGGAUCUUCUCCCCUUUGGCUAACUAAAAUUGUGUAAAAGCUGCUUGUGAUGUAUAUAUUUUGUGAUCAUAAAUAAAUACAACAGUUUUCAGCUUUGAAUUCA